CUGUUGAAGAAAGAGUGAAGAAGCUCCGUGAAACUACUACUGUCUGCUGGCCAAUGAGGCAAGAGCGGGGCGGAGAGCCGUCUGCAAUUGUACUACAGGACUGCAUGCAGCUGCAUGAAGCUAGCAUCUUCAAUUCUCCAUAAGCGUCUCGCUCAUCUGGUCAAUGGAUUACACAGUUUCCCUUCAAGUGCAACACCAGCUGACAGUGUUCCCAACGCACUUGUACCAGGGUUACAGUUUGGAGUUACAGGAUGUCAAUGAGGAGGCGGCUGGGAUGGAGAAUCUCUCAGAGGAUGGGUUAACUAAAGCCUUAUGUAUGAAGUCACCCGAAGUGGACCAGAGCCUCUUCACAGACAGCUACUGCAAGGUGUGCAGUGCACAGCUCAUUUCCGAAUCUCAGAGGGUUGCCCAUUAUGAGAGCCGAAAGCAUGCAAAUAAAGUCCGCCUGUAUUACAUGUUACACCCUGUGGAUGGAGGUUGCCCAGCUAAGAAGCUCAGAACAGACAAUGGAAGUGAGGAGGGCGACGUUGACAAGAACAAGUGUUGCACUCUGUGCAACAUGUCCUUCACCUCGGCCGUAGUAGCACAGUCCCAUUACCAGGGAAAGAUCCACGCCAAGAGACUAAAACUGCUACUGGGGGAACAACCUGCCAUCACAGCCAAAGAGGUGCCCCCGAGUCCCGUGAAGGCCCCCUCGGAAGCCUCGCCCAUGGCCUCGCCCCGGCAGCGCCGCGACUCGGACCGCUACUGCCAGCUAUGCAACGCGUGGUUCAACAACCCCGGCAUGGCCCAACAGCACUACGACGGCAAGAAGCACAAGAAGAACGCUGCCCGCGCCGACCUUCUGGAGCAGCUGGGCAAGACUCUGGACAUGGGAGAGAUGAAAGGUCUCAAGCGCAGCUACACCUGUGAUGUCUGCAGCGUAACGCUCAACUCCGUGGCGCAGUACCACGCACAUCUGCAGGGCUCCAAGCACCAAAACAACCUAAAGAAUCAGUUGUGUGUCCAGUGAAUCUAGACGAGAACCCACGAUUGGAUUGAUGUCAGACAAGCUGUGGUCGGCUUGCCCUGCUGUUCCUGCCUCUUCCCGUACCUCUGUUCUUUUCAUCUGUUCACUCUCUUUCUCUCUCUGUCUGUCUCUCUCACACACACACACAAACACUCUCUCGCUCACUACAAACACACAGACAAACAGACAGACAGACACACACACACACACACACACAUACCAGUACAGAGAAUGGACAGACUCUCAUUUCCAUUUAAUCAGCUCUCUUCGCUCGCUACAGCCCCCUCGACUCGUGAUGCAGUCUUCAUUACGACUCCUAGAUACUCAGCAAUAUGUUCAUUGCCCUGCAGUCUAUAGGCUAAAUUAUGGAAAGGGCAUGCAAGACUACCUAAAUGUCACUGUAAGGGUGGAAUGAAAAAUGUAACGGUAACUUCAUUCCAAUCUUUCACUCCACAGUCAUUCACGAUUUUUCAUACAUCCAUUCUGUUGCUCUCAAAUGGUUUUACAAAUAUGUGUAUGUAUCGUCGUGUUUCAAACUUUUCAAAUUUCACUGUUUUGUUUGCUGAGUUACCAUCUUAACCACACAAAGAUACAGUAGCAUUUAAAUCACCACUUCCACCUUCAAGUUCUUUGUCUUCUAUUUGGACACAGUCUUUUUGAUUUAUGAAGCUAAAUGUCUGCGUAAAGAUGUGCUACAGGGUAUUGCAGAUUGCUCUUUUGAGACAGAUACGAAUUACUGCACUCAAUGGCGAUAAUUGCUAUUUGGGCAGUAAUAAUUGAUUUCUGAUGGAAUAAUAUUUCAGCUCAGUUCAGCGGCUAGAAGAGUGUGACAAAACUGCAAAUGGCAAGGCACUCCCAAAUGCAAAAUAACAGAGCUGGGAGAUGAGAAGAUGAAAGCAGCUUGACUGUGGGUUGGGUUCUCUUUUUCUUUUUUCAUUAUUUUUUUCUUGGGGGUGGGGGUUGCAUGUCAUCUAAUUGAUCUUGUUUUCCUGCUCCUUGAUCUUGGACCAACAGACCAACAAAAUCUACAGUGACUAAUGACUUUAGGUUGCACUCACCAUCCGCUGUUUGUCUCAGGGAGGUUCCUAUGGUUAACAAGGGCAUUUUCUGUGCUGACUCGAAAAUUCACAUGCAGCGCUUGUUUGACUUCUAAAGAGCUGUAGUCAGAUUCAAGCAAAGCCUGAAGUGAAAAAAAAAAAAAACCCCAAAUGUGUUGCAAUGCCCCUGCAAGUGAAUUGUACCUGUAAGAAGAAGUUAAUUAAAAUGGAUUUGUCAAACAUAUAGUUCUUAGAGCCACUACUGUCGCUAAAUGGUAUCACUGUAAAAAAUGUGAUGUCUUUUACCAUGAGGUCCAGGCACGUGGAGUAGAAAUGAAACUAUUAAUGGUUGUUUUAAUAGUGGUUUGUAUGUGAAGAGAAGUAUCAGAGUAUUUAUGUUUGCAAAUGAAGAUAUAUAUAUAUACUGUACUUAGAGGAGAUAUUUAUUUAUUUUGUUGGAUUCACAUAAAAGUUACAGGUAGCAACUGCCUUUUCAUGUGUCCUAUAUUUGCGAUAUGGUGUGAUUUUAAUUCAGAUUUAUUUAUUUGUUUCUAUGUUUGGGAAGAUAUCACACACUACGAUGGGCAUUGUCUUUUUUAUGUUUCUUCCCUAGCUUUAAAGGACUUGUUUUCCUAAGCAUCAAUCUGGUGUGUUUAUAGGCGACAGAGAGCGAAAUAGGUUCAUCUACAGUCAUCCAUUCCAAUCCAUGAUCAACUGAAAACCAACUGAGCCUCGGACCACCCAGAGCCAGGGACCUUUUCUGAUGGCCUCAGUCAAAAACUCAAUGUAUAUACUGUUUUUAAAAAGUACUCUGUGCACGAAUCAGUUUGUUGAUGUACUGCAACUGUCAAUUCAUUGUAUGACUUUUACUACAUGAAGGGCCAAAUUCUGAGAGGUGUAUUCUCACACACAAAUGUAUAUGUACUGGCCAGGCCUAUUCAAUUUCAAAUGAAUUCACAUGUGUCUCACAUUUUUAGUGACCUUAUUUUUUGGUGUGAAGCAUUUUCUCUGUGACUUGGCCAGUUUUUUUUUUUUUUACUUCAUUUGUCAUUAGCAUCGCAAUGGUAAUAGCGAGUUUCUCCAAUGACGCAGAGGAAGACCAUCCCUCAUGCCUUCCCCCUCUUCUUUGUGCUCUGGGUUAUGUCUAAUGUGUCUUCUGGAAAAAUAAAAGACAUUUGCAACCCUUC
Alosa alosa (allis shad) is the source of this 3233-nucleotide messenger RNA. RefSeq names its product zinc finger, matrin-type 4a (gene zmat4a). NCBI's taxonomy places the organism in Eukaryota, Metazoa, Chordata, Actinopteri, Clupeiformes, Clupeidae. The record is from RefSeq and is a predicted model, not a curated record. Gene Ontology annotation, molecular function: nucleic acid binding; zinc ion binding. The transcript is spliced from 8 exons. The coding region runs from base 164 to 1012 and encodes 282 amino acids. Gene Ontology annotation, cellular component: nucleus.